AUGCCGCUUAAGUUUGCAGUCGUAGCGGCCGCACUUUUCGUGCUCUUAAUAGAGGGCGGAGCUGCUCAAAGUGAUUGUCCGUACACUGUCAGCGUAUUGGACGUCCCGGGCGUGCAGUGCACGACAGCUGUGCCAUGUUCCGGCACGUACUACACAACUGGAUUGUCUCAGGGCGUGGGGGCAUGUCCCACGGGCUCGAGCUGUGCUUUGCUGCCGCUUACGCCGAUCAUGGGCUGUGCUGCUGCAGGUCGUCCGGACCUCAUUUACGUGAACGCCGACGGCACGUUGACAAAAGGCGGCAGGUCGGUGACACUCUCAGGUACUAUCAUCGUGGACGUGACACUCGCACCGAGUCGCAGCAGCAGCGGCAGCAAUAGCAGAAUGGAAAGCCAUAACAACACCAGCAGAAUUGGCUCGUCGAGUAACUCGCGGUCGUCUGCAAACAGCUCCAGCGACAGCAACGCAAGUUCAGGCUCGCAGUCGAUGCCCGGCAGCUGGGAUGAUGACAAGAGCGAUGCUUCGGACAGUGGCAACUCCACGAGCAACGACAAUGCCGCGAACAGUACGUCCCGGUCGCGGCCAUCCGACUCGGGCUCUGGGUCGUAUACGAUUUCACCCGCCAGUAGCUCUGCCAACCAACAGGCUCAGUUCAAUCCCGGAUCGAUUCUCAGCGAUAGUUCCAAGUCGUCGAAGUCGUCGACAGGCGGCGGCCUCGGUCUCGGGUCCAUCAUUGCUAUUGUCGUGGGCUGCUUGGCCGUCGUCGCUAUUGCAGCUGGUGCUCGGCUGCUGAAAAAGGGCAAAGAGGCCGAUUUGGCAACGCCGGAUGCUGUUGCAGAAGCCUAUAACAACGGGGGCGGCGGUGGGGGCGGCGGUAUGACUCCAAAGGAAAGUGUGCUGCUGCUGUAA
Molecule: messenger RNA, 906 nt
Organism: Hyaloperonospora brassicae
Lineage: Eukaryota; Oomycota; Peronosporomycetes; Peronosporales; Peronosporaceae
Source: the annotation of a GenBank genome assembly